AUGUUUAUGCUUCUGGUUGUCUGUGGCUUUCUGAACCAAGCUGCUUUAAGUUUAGCAGAACCCAUCUCCUUCUCGUUCUCCUCUUUUGAUCCAGGAAAUUGUGGCACUAGCAGUGAACUGAUCUGCAUGGGCUCAGUGACAGCAGGUGAAGGGUAUUUGAACAUCACUCCACAACCCCCACAUGAGAAUGAAACUUCACCAACUUCAUCAACAAACAUGGUUGGGAGAGUUUUAUAUCGUCACCCUGUGCAAGCAUGGCCGGCACUUAUAACUACCACCUUCACAGUUAGGAUCUCCCCCUUCCCCAAUUCAACUGGGUCUGGCGAUGGAAUGGCCUUUAUCAUGGCACAGGAUAGCCAACCCUCCCCAGCUGGUAGCUUUGGCUCGUUUCUUGGAAUCCUGGACAGGUCAACUGAAGGUAUUGUGAAUACUCCCGUUAGAUAUUGUAAAUUCGUUUAG
This is a messenger RNA of Vitis riparia (riverbank grape), 459 nucleotides long. RefSeq names its product anti-H(O) lectin 2-like. The record is from RefSeq and is a predicted model, not a curated record. The transcript has a single exon. Gene Ontology annotation, molecular function: carbohydrate binding. NCBI's taxonomy places the organism in Eukaryota, Viridiplantae, Streptophyta, Magnoliopsida, Vitales, Vitaceae. The coding region runs from base 1 to 459 and encodes 152 amino acids.